CUUGGCAACAGAUCCACACAAGUGUCGCGAUGGCCAACAAGAAGCUGAAGACCUCGGCUGCGGCCGCCGUUCCUGCCGCUGUUGCCUCCAAAGUAGACUCGGAAGAGGAUGUCGUCGCUGCUGCUGUAGCACCCAUCGCCUCCACGGCGACCACCAACACAGAUUCUCGCAACGCGUUCCUCAAAGUGUUCUGGGACUUGGCCGAAUUGAACCCCGCGACCCGCGUCGCCGCCGUCGAGUCCAUCGUUCAACACUUGAACCAAGCCAACGACGCCGAGGAGCUGGCGUACACACUAAAGCGCUUGAUCCGCGGCCUUGCGUCGUCGCGGGAUGCCGCGCGCCAAGGCUUUAGCACGGCGCUCACGGCCCUUCUGCAUCAUUUCCCGGCCGCGGUGCCAGUCGAGUCGGUCCUGGACCUUCUCAAGUCGACCAUGGACGUGUCCGCGUCCAUGAAGGGCAUGGAGCAGCGCGAUCACAUGUUUGGUCGUCUCUUUGGCUUGCUCGCCAUCCACUCGUCGGGUCGAUUGAGCGGCGCCGACGACUUGGUCAUUGCGUCCUUGCUGGACGAAGUAAUCACCUUAUCCAAGUGGAAAAAAUGGUUUCGAGAAGCUUGUUACGAAGGGUUGUUGGCAAUCGUCGAGUCGUUGCCUGCUGCCACGUUUGAGUCGGUGGCGCUGCCCAAGCUCACGGCGCUCCUCUCAACCAGCUCGGUAGCCCAAUUUAACGCCGACCAAGUGUCGCUGGCCAUUGGACUGCAUACGUACGUCCAUGCCCACAAUCUCGGCGCCGCCGCCGCCUUGGACGCGAUCGCGACCAUCGUUAGCCGCCAUCACUUUCACCACCUCGUGGACCCGCUCAAGUCGUCCACGUCCAUCUACCCGCGGCUACACUCGUCGUGGCGCCGCCUCGUCGAGCAUUUCACGUCCACUGCCAAGCUCGACGAAGAACGUUUCCAGGAAAUGUGGUCGGUGCUGGUCGAAGGCAUGCUGGUGGCGCCAGGAUCGUCCCACGAACGCCGCGGCACCGCGCUCAAGUUGUUUGAGGCGCUCGUGCCGACGCUGCCGCCGCCCACGCUUCGGUCUAUCCUCACGCCGCACUUUAUCAAGGUCAUCCACAACAACGCCGUGUCCAAGAAGACAUACCUCCACGAAGCCGCGCUCGGCGCCCUGCAUACGUUUGUGUCGGCGCAACCCCUCGAGUUUUUCCGGUUUCUGCAGCACCAGUUUUUGCAUCCGUUGACGUGUUUGGUGUCGCACUUGCCAGAUGACGACGAUGACAAUGGUGACAAUAUUGGCGACGACAAGAACAAGAAAGUUGGGUUUGAAGCGUUGCUGGCGCUGGAAGAAGACAAGGAACGGGCGGACUUUCAAGCCAAGCGCAUUGCCAGCGCCCGCAUGUGGGCCCUGGACACCAUGUACACGGCCACGCUCAAACUCCCGGCCGCGUCGACCUCAGACGACGUGUGGAAGGAAUCGCUGGGGUUCUUUGUCACCCACGCCUUCUUUGAACCAUCCUCCGAUGUGAAGCCAAGCAAGAAGAAGAAGAAGGCCGGGUCUAGCACUUUGGACCAAGUACCCACACCCGCACUCAGCGCAUCCGUCGUCGCCGCUCUCUCCAAGCGCGUGUAUGCCCUCGUCGGCCUCGGCAACCAAGUACUCAAGGACCCAUCGGUCGCAUUGGACACGAGCGUGCCGUUCCGUCUGUGGCAGACGUGGGGCGACUUGACCAACGAUGGCCAGCUGGUGCUCAAGGCGCCGCUGUCGACGGCUCACGCGGCGCAGCGGACGGCGGUGGGUAAACAGCUCAAGUCGCUCGUGGCGCAGGUGGCUUCCGCCGCCGAGGACAAGAAGGCCGCGCUCCGGCUAAAGGGGUUCACGCUCCUCAAUGUAUGUGUGGGAUUGCAGCUGCUGGACCCGGCGCAGCGAGACGAUGCGUCGUCCGUGCUCGCCGACCUCGCGCGAUGUUUGGCCGAGCUGAACGCGCCCGCGCCGUCCAAGAAGAAGGCCAAGAAGGCGGCCAAAGAAGCCGAGACUGAACAAGAGCAGCAGCAACCGCUGGCCGUGCUCACCGACAUGCUGUUGAGCAUGCUCGCGCAAGGCUCGAGUGUCAUGCGUGAUAUUGUCACCCAUGUGUUCCGAUCCAUCAUGGAGCAGCUGGAUGCCGCGAGUGUGCAAAGCAUGGUUGACGUGGUCGUGAGUUCUGCCGACGAAGAGACAUCCAUGUUGGACAUGGACGAAGUGGACGACGACGAUGACGACGGCGCGCCCAUCGAUCCAUCCAAGUUGACUACUACUACUAGUACUACUACUAGUGUCGACGACGACGAGGAUGUCGACCAUGUCAUGGAAGACGACGACGAAAACGAAACGAUCCACUUGGCCGAUUUGCAACGCGAAGACGCGGCACUUUCCGCCAUGGUAAGCCAAGUGUCCGAGAAGAAGAAGGCCAAACAGCACGCCAAGCGCCUCCGCAUCGCAGCGCUGCACUUCAAAGUCCGCGUGUUGGAUCUGCUCCAUGUGUACGCCGGCAGCCCUGGCGCCGCGCACGUAAUCAACACGAUCGAGCCGCUGUUCAAGGCCUGGACCACCCUCAAGCCUCAUCGCGACACGCUCGUGUGGAGCGAUCGGGUAGGCGCGGUACUGCAAAAGAUCGCGCGCCGCACCAAGGAGGCGGCGGCGUCCUUUGAGACGGACGCGGUCGUCGGGGCAUUGGCCGCCGUGCUCGCGGUGGCCAGCGGCACCGUCGUGGACAAAAAGCAGGCGGCGGUCGCUGCCUCAUUGGUCACGUACCUCGUCCGCACGGGUCUCCAGAACUCGUCGGGCGAUGCGGUGGCCGCGGCGCUGGUUCCGUCCAUUUCGACGCUGCUGACCAAGAAACAUGCCAAGCUGCCCCGCGUCGUGCUCGACCACCUCGUCACGAACGCGCCGGCGCUGGCGGGUGCGCUGCUGUUUGAUACGUUGGCGGCAUUGGCCAUUGACGACGCGGCGGCGGCCGACGAUUUCGCGCGCGCUGAAGUGGUGCGCCACCUCACGGCGCUGUUCAAGACCAAGGGCGCGGUGCCCGUCAGUGGGUUGGCGGCGACGGGACCGGCGCUCCAUGCGGCGUUGGUGGACGCCCUCGGAAAGGUCAAGGGCAAACGCUUGAAGGGCGUGGCCAACUGCGCGCAAGCGUUGCUCAAGGCCCGCGUGGACGCCAAGGACGAGUCGAUUGAUGCGAUCGCGCUGGCGAAAGAGUUGAAGGCGCUGCUGGUCGUGCAAGGUGGUGGUGGCGAAGUAGACAAGAAGGAAGGAGGAGGUGCCGUGAGCCCCGUGCUCAAGGGCAUGGUGGCCCAGAUGCUCCAAGUGUUGGCUGGCCCCAACUCGUCAAAGAACGGAGACAAGAAGAAGAGCAAGGCAGAGAAGAAGCGAAAGCGAACAGAGGCGGCGGAAGCCCCAACGAGUCAGGAAUAAAACUAUAGAUUAUAAUGUGUCGAAUACAACCACCACCAUUCCAUGUACAUAACGUCAUCGAUGCGAAAGGACAAGGAGGAGUGUGAAAUC
Molecule: messenger RNA, 3539 nt
Organism: Aphanomyces astaci
Lineage: Eukaryota; Oomycota; Saprolegniomycetes; Saprolegniales; Verrucalvaceae
Exons: 1
Coding region: 30-3449 (1139 amino acids)
Biological process (GO): regulation of DNA-templated transcription
Cellular component (GO): nucleolus
Molecular function (GO): transcription factor binding; DNA binding
Source: RefSeq, a predicted model, not a curated record